This is a messenger RNA of Pieris macdunnoughi, 687 nucleotides long. The record is from the annotation of a GenBank genome assembly. Lineage: Eukaryota; Metazoa; Arthropoda; Insecta; Lepidoptera; Pieridae.
AUGUCGGUGGAUCCUGAAAUCGUGCAAGGAAGAGAAAAUUAUCCUCUCAAAGUGUUUCAAGCCACUUUAAAUAUUCUUUCGCAUUUACUAAUUGGUAUAGUUGUUGGUAUAUCUCUUAUUUUCGCCUUUCGUAAUGGAUUGCCGUUGAAUGAAAACUCGCAACACAUAAUUUUGUGUGUACUUGGGUACCAACUUCUAAUGGCAGAAUCAAUUCUGAGUCUAUCAGCAGACAACGGCUGGUCUGGUGUCCUGAGAUUCAAAGACAAGAGGAGGGCUCAUUCUAUUCUGCAAGUGGUGGGGUCUGCAAUGGCGGUCACCGGUAGUAUCAUACUAAUGCUCAGUAAGACUCAGAACUUCAACACUCUACAUGGGCAAUUCGGUUUAGCUGCCAUGGUUUUCACAACUGUCAGCCUUGUCAACGGUGUAACCUCUCUUUACGCAUUUGAAUGGCGGCGAUUCUGUCCAGGAAACAUUUCGAAACUUACUCACAUCUGCUUUGGAGUUGUCGCCUUCGGAUCAGCCUCUAUCAGUUUGUGCUAUGGUUUUGACUAUGUGUUCUUCAGAAGGUGGGCAACCAAUAACUUCACUGAUACUUUGAUAGGUUGCACAGCCUGUUUUACUGCUAUCAUUAUUAUCAAUCCUGUUAUUAACUUUGCUAAGAAAAGCUACCAAUUAGUGAGUAAUUAG